AUGCAUUUGCAAUCACCGGUCGACAGGCGCCGGAAGUUUGACCCAGAUGCCUCCUUGGUAUUGGUAGGGAUCCGAGGUUGCGGCAAACGAUCCCUCGGGUUCGUCGCUGCUACCGCUCUAAAAAGGCGAUUUAUCACUGAGGAUCAUUACUUCAAGGAGCGCACGGGUUACUCGAGACAUGAUUACCUGAAACGCUAUGGGAGUCAAGAGUUCCAGAAGCGCGACAUUGAAGUCCUCAAAUCCAUGCUGGACAAUCACCGCUCUCGAUGCGUGAUCGAGUGUGGAUUGGGAAGUCUGACUCGUCCCGUUCAAGAACACCUCCGGCAUUACUCGGCCACCAAUCCCAUCGUGUACAUAGUUCGUGAUAUGGACCGUAUACAGAGUCUCUUAGGCCUAGAGGAUCAAGCUGUCAAGCUCAUUGGCGAGGGUGAUCCUUUGCACCGGACUUGUUCCAAUUUUGAAUUCUACAAUAUCGAAGAUCGCUCCAGCCUAGCUGCCCAAAAGGACGAAGGAACCCCGGACCGGCGGUGCGUCGACUACUCUUUCAAGUUGAAGGAGGCCAAAGAAGAUUUUACGCGGUUUGUGCGCUUCGUGACCGGUACUGAUGUGGGCCACACCAGCUACGAUUCGCCUUUUGUCCUUCUUGAGACGCCGCCAGAGCUCCGAUCUUAUACCCAUGCUAUCCUGGUACGAUCAUCCGACCUUAUUCAGGGCACGGUCAAGAUAUCUGAGUUGGAGUCUGGCGGAGACGCCAUCGAGCUCUGCGUCGACCGCUGGGGUGCGGAUAUGUCAGCGACCAUGAGCAAGCAUGUUUCUUUGCUACGGCGGAGUGCUCGUAAUCCAAUUAUUAUAUCCAUCGAUACUUCUUCAACCGGCAUCGCCGGAGCUGACCAAUCCGCUUUACAGGUCAGCAAUGCAUAUUUUGCCAUCGUGGAACAUGGCCUGCGGUUGGCGGUUGAAUACCUGGCUCUCGACCUUGAUCAAGAUCGGUCUCGAGUUAACGAAGCGAUCCGCACUAGAGGGAGAACUAAGAUUAUCGGUCAACGCAUAUUUGAGCCAUCUGCUCCGGAAACAUGGGAGAGUCAAGAGUGUUUCAAUCUCUACCUUGAAGCCGAAAAGCUUGGCUGUCAGCUGGUGCGCUUUCUUCGUGUCAUUACGGCACGCGAGGAGAAUGCAGCUGUCGCGAAGUUCACAAACAAAGUCCAGGCUCUACCCGGAGAACACCCGCCUGUCAUCGCCUACAAUGUAGGGAGUCUUGGACGAACCUCUCAAAUCUUCAACUCCAUUCUUACCUCUGUCACACAUCCCGCAAUUCAAGGCUCAUCAGGGAAUGAAAGGGAUCCUCAGAUCACCUCCCAGGAUGCUGUCCAAGCGCUAUUUCAGAGUUAUGUCCUCGACCCCCUCAAGUUUUGCAUCCUUGGCGGCAACGUAGCCUAUAGUCUUUCUCCCGCAAUGCACAACGCUGCGUUCCGACAGUGUGGUAUGAAUCACACUUACACGAUCCCUGAAUCGCCCUCUCUCGCAAUCCUUGAUCGACUUGGCCGGGAUUCCCACUUCGGAGGGGCGAGCGUGGUUCAGCCCUGGAGGGUGCAACUAUUCCACAAACUGGUGGCGAAAAGUCGUCAUGUUGAGGCAAUUGGAGCCAUCAACACAAUCAUGCCAUUGCGGGCUAAAGCUGAUGGCACCAUGUACUCCCUGCAAGAGCAAGCGAGUCGACGUAAUCAGGCCGGCCCGGUGGUGGGGUGGUACGGAGAGAAUACUGACUGGGUCGGCAUUAUGACCUGUAUCAACCGCAACCUCUCCCCACGCAAUGCAAUUAGUCCGUUGAAAACAACAGGGCUGGUGAUUGGAGCGGGUGGCAUGGCUCGCGCAGCAGUCUAUGCUAUGCUUCGCCUGGGGUGCCGGAAAAUCUUCAUACACAACCGGACCUUGGCACGAGCGGAAAGUGUUGCCCGGCACUUCAAUUCCUGGGCAGCCUCUCAAGCGGAUGCGACAGAAGUAGUGUAUGUGUUGAAAUCACUCAGAGACGAAUGGCCAGUCGAUGCCUGCCCACCCUGUAUGAUAGCAUCAUGUGUACCAGCAGACCCCGACCGAGACGAACCGCCCGCCAAUUUCGAAAUGCCAAUGCAGUGGCUGGGUAGCCCGACUGGAGGAGUUGUCCUCGAGUUCGCAUAUAAACCACUCGAUACGCCACUGCUACGUCAAAUGCGUAGCAUCAGAAGCGAGACGGGCCGGCCGUGGGUUUUGGUCGAUGGACUGGAUAAUGUAGUUGAACAAGCGAUUUCCCAGAUCGAAUUGAUGACGGGACGCAAAGCGCCCCGGCGGUUAAUGUUCUCUGAAGCGCUUCGCAACUAUGUCGGUGAAGACGGGCCAUUUGAUGAAAAGACAAUUCAGACUCGACUUGAGCAGGUGCGGUGA
Messenger RNA from Aspergillus saccharolyticus JOP 1030-1, 2418 nucleotides. Its product is annotated as repressor protein. Gene Ontology annotation, biological process: chorismate biosynthetic process. The record is from RefSeq and is a predicted model, not a curated record. The transcript is spliced from 2 exons. Gene Ontology annotation, molecular function: 3-phosphoshikimate 1-carboxyvinyltransferase activity; 3-dehydroquinate dehydratase activity; shikimate 3-dehydrogenase (NADP+) activity. NCBI's taxonomy places the organism in Eukaryota, Fungi, Ascomycota, Eurotiomycetes, Eurotiales, Aspergillaceae. The coding region runs from base 1 to 2418 and encodes 805 amino acids.